Messenger RNA from Schistosoma guineensis, 680 nucleotides. Lineage: Eukaryota; Metazoa; Platyhelminthes; Trematoda; Strigeidida; Schistosomatidae. The record is from the annotation of a GenBank genome assembly.
AUGUAUAACCUACAUUAUUCGGUGAAGCCUUGUCAAAAUAAACCCCUUCAAUAUAAAUUUGACAAAAGAUACCAGGAUGCCCAUUUAAAGGCGUUAGCUAAAAUGAAAUCAACAGUGGAUACAACUGCACCAAAAACAUUUCAGAUUAUUCAUUUAAAUUCUAAAAAAGACAGAAUUGAAAAAGAAAAUUUCAAAAGAAUAACAGAAGAAAAUAACCGUCUUUUGAAGAGGAUGCAUGAAAUUCAGAAACAUGGUAUUAUGGGCAAUGAAAAUGAUCAGUAUAUAGAAAAAAGCUUAAAUGAAGAACAAAGACUGAAAGAAGUCAAGCGAGUAACUCAAGAAAAUAAAGAAAUUCUUAAAAGGCUGAAGAAUUCAAAAAACUUAUAUAAUCGAGAGAAUUGGGAAUAUGAUUGGGCGAAUACUCUUAAAUACAUGACUAACAUAUCAAAAUUUACUAUGUAUCAUCAAAAAUCAGUAUGUUUAUUCUAAUGUGUAUUUAAUGAAUGUUUAUAUAAAUAACCAGCCAAUUGGUUUUCGUAAAUAUAGUACACCGGAUUACAUUUUCCUAAAUAUUUUUUUAUGUUUGAAUAACUGUUUGAUUAAAUUAAUGUUCAAAUAUAAGAUUAAUGACCUAUAGUUUUGGAAUUCACAUAUUUCCCCUUAGAUUAAUCACAGUUGAC